This is a messenger RNA of Salmo salar (Atlantic salmon), 3997 nucleotides long. Its product is annotated as ETS translocation variant 5. The record is from RefSeq and is a predicted model, not a curated record. Gene Ontology annotation, biological process: cell differentiation; regulation of transcription by RNA polymerase II. Gene Ontology annotation, molecular function: DNA-binding transcription factor activity, RNA polymerase II-specific; sequence-specific DNA binding. Gene Ontology annotation, cellular component: nucleus. Lineage: Eukaryota; Metazoa; Chordata; Actinopteri; Salmoniformes; Salmonidae.
GAAAACCAGACGAUUCCAUUCAGAAAUCCACAGUCAAGCUUUGUGUGAGAAGAGCAUAGACGACAAUCCUGAAAGAACGUUUGCAACAGCGUGGAGUGAAACAGAACUUAUUUUCAACAUUGCAAAGGAAUUAAAUCUUCGCAAAUAAAGAACAGACAGACGGACCAGCGUCUCCUGCUGCUACAGUCAGGCAACAUGGAUGGAUUUUAUGACCAGCAAGUCCCUUUCAUGGCCCCCCCUAGUCAGAAUUGUCAUGUGGAAGAACCAGUGAACAUGCCAUUUAACGACCGGAAGAGAAAGUUUGUUGACACUGAGCUCGCCCAGGACACAGAAGAUCUCUUUCAAGACCUCAUGCAACUUCAAGAGACAUGGAUUGCAGAAGCUCAGGUGCCUGAUGACGAACAGUUUGUCCCAGAUUUCCAGUCGGAUAACCUAAUGUUCCAUGGACCUCCAGCCAGUAAAGUGAAGCGAGAGUCCAGUGCCUCCAGAGAUCUGUCCCCCUGCAGUCAGGAACAACAGAGACUCUCUCUCUACACAGACAAGUGCCUUUACAGCUACAGUGCCAACAACAGGAAGCCACUUGGCAUCAAUACUUUAACCCCUCCCUCCACACCCGCCUCACCCUGCAGCCCCACCCCCACCCCGGGGACACACCCCCUACAGAGGCAGAUCACGUCCCCUGUCCAGGCGACACACCCCGGCCACAGUCGUCCGACUCACAGGCACAGCCCCUCCCACCACCGGACACUCCCGCCACACCCGAGCCAAAGCCAGCCUUUCGCCGUGCCCCGCCUACCUGUUCAUCACUCCGAUGCCUCCUACAGCUCAGAACACAGGUUCCAGCGGCAGCUCUCUGAGCCAUUACUGCCUUUCCCUCCGCCUGACGGUGCCGCCUGUACCCCUUACCCCCCUCAGCCCCAUCACCCCCACCGCGCCCCCCUGUCUCGGGACGGCCGCCCCAUCUACCAGCGACACCUGUCAGAGCCCUUGGUCCUCCUCCCUGCUCAGGGCUUCAAGCAGGAGCUGGUGGACCUCCGCUACACCGAGCAGGGGGUCCCCACCAUGGGCCCUCCCCGCACCCCAUUCCAGGGCCUCUCUAUCAAGCAGGAGCCCCGGGAUUUCUGCUUUGACCAAGAAAUGCAGAACUGCCCGUCUUCUUUCAGGAAGUCCGGUAACUUCUACCAAAACAAUGAUGGUUUGGUCUACGACGGAGAGCCUCAUCUGUACAACGACGACACAUGCGUGGUUCCAGAGAGACUAGAAGGCAAGAUAAAGCAGGAGGCCGGAGUGUUCCGUGACGGACCGCCCUACCAGCGCCGAGGUUCCCUGCAGCUCUGGCAGUUCCUGGUCACUCUGCUGGACGACCCGGCCAAUGGUCACUUCAUCUCCUGGACCGGCCGCGGCAUGGAGUUCAAACUCAUCGAGCCCGAAGAGGUGGCCCGGCGCUGGGGCCUUCAGAAGAACCGGCCUGCCAUGAACUACGACAAGCUGAGCCGCUCUCUACGCUAUUACUAUGAGAAGGGCAUCAUGCAGAAGGUAAAGGUGGCUGGAGAGAGGUACGUGUACAAGUUUACGUGUGACCCCGAGGCGCUCUUCUCCAUGGCCUUCCCUGACAACCAGAGGCCCAGCCUGAAGCAGGACCCGGACUGCCUGCCGCCGUCUGCGGGGGAAGAUGACACCACCGUGCCCCUGGCCCACUACGAGGAUGGCUGUGGCUCCUACCUGGCCGACGGAGGGGAGCGGGGCGUCUCGUUACUGGGCUUCCCCGAUAACUACUCCUUCUGAAUGUUCUGACCAAUGACGGCAUAAAGACAGCUGUCAUCUGGUACCCUGCCACACCCCUACCCUACCCCAAACUCUCGUCCCCUAAUUACACACCACUACCCUACCCCUUGUCCCCUAACUAUACACUCCCUCCCUACUCCUCAUCCCCUAACUACACACCACUACCCUACCCCACAUCUCUUAACUACACACCCAGAGCCCAAACCCUAGUCCCUGAACUACACACCGAGCCCAAACCCUAGUCCCCUAACUACACACCCAGAGCCCAAACCCUAGUCCCCUAACUACACACCCAGAGCCCAAACCCUAGUCCCUGAACUACACACCGAGCCCAAACCCUAGUCCCCUAACUACACACCCAGAGCCCUAACCCUAGUCCCCUAACUACACACCCAGAGCCCAAACCCUAGUCCCCUAACUACACACCCAGAGCCCAAACGCUAGUCCCCUAACUACACACCCAGAGCCCAAACCCUAGUCCCCUAACUACACACCCAGAGCCCAAACCCUAGUCCCCUAACUACACACCCAGAGCCCAAGCUGCUGAGUGGAUUUGGAGCUCUCUAACCCCCCUCCCCUACUCCUAUGCCAAACUCAGCUCCUCUUGCCAGUCUUGAGAUUACCCUCCCCAAGUCCCAAGGAAAAAAACAGUCAAACCUGAGAUGGCCGUCUUGCUUCUUCUUUGCCCUCUGUUAUCAAACUGAAUUGUGGCGAAAGGUGUGCGGUCCACAUCCUCAUCAAUAUAAAGUGAACUGAGUGAUCUCCCUUACGGGGGUUGAGCAAGGACACGGUUCACAUGAUUAUAACGGGACUCAAGUAAUGGACACGAGUGUGCCAGGAUUGUAGCCAAUAGCCAUGCAGUUUCCACAAUCUGCUAGGUACGAGUAUGACAAAUAAUGGCGAGGAUAUAAAACAUUGCCCUUUUGAUAUAGCAAUUGUUUUAUGGCUUGAUCCCAAACAGAGUAGUACACUCGACACGCACACAGGGCUUCACCUUGGAGAGAAACUACGACUCCAAUGAACCUUAGUACUACAGGUGGUGAUGUAAUGUAACUCUGUAUGCAAUGAAUGGGCCAAACACACAGGCAACCGACUGUUCUUAUUAAUCCAUAAUACAUCGUACGACUAUAAAGAAGCUGGGACACGAAUACCCCUGAGCAAGUUGCAUUGGCUGGCAUGCCCACUCAUUAAAAACACCAACACACUGAAAUCCAAUCUGAAAUGGGAGAGGUGGACUCAGGACUCGCUAGCUCAGCAUUCUCUUCAGACUCGGGGAAUUGUUUUUUUUUCUCUCACCCAAAAAUGUAAAACCUUUAUGAUGCUGUUUUACUCCUGAUGUUGGCGUGUCCUACCAGAUGUUGGCGUGUCCUACCAGAUGUUGGCGUGUCCUACCAGAUGUAUCUUUCCUUGACGUUUUGUUUAGCUCUUUCAUUUGACUCUUUUUGUCGUAACAUGUAAAAGGGACACGCAUACAAAACAGUAUUUUUCCUGAAGCGUUGACUUCCUAUUAAAAAGUGUGUAUUGAAAAUACAUGUUUAUGUACUAUGAUGACAAAAGUACUGCAACUGUCACGCAGUCCCUUCUCCAAAAACUAUAACUGCCAAUAGUAAGCUAAACAGGGGGGACUCUACUCUUCGCAUUGUUUUCUCACAGAAAGCUGUACCAACCUAUUGCUGUACCAUUCAAAAGUUUUCUGCUUUUUGUAUAGUUUAUCGGGGAGUAUCUGAAACAAACAUCUAAAAUGUAAAUGUAUAUAUGAAUAUAUUUUUGCAAAGUCAUUUGUUUUGACAUUGUACACGCUGGAAUGUUUGGCCUGGUAUCUGGUUUGCAUCCUUUAAUUCUUGUCAUGAAGUUACGGUGUCCAUAUUAGGACACAUCCCUAGUCUCCGCAGGAGUUGUCUGUCAAGUCCUGAAAAGACUGAGGCUGUCCUAAUAUGGACACCGUAUUAAGGCAGUGGGUCGAAGCCUAGAAAGACCUCCCCGUUGACUGAGUGGUGGGCUGUGUCGGCGUCACAUGUGUGUACCAGUAUAUUUUGAUAUGAUUCUGUCUAUAUGUGGGUUGGGGGGUGUCUUGUCCACGACGUUGAGUUUUGCUGGCACUUAUACAAGUGACAACCCCCCCCCCCUUUCCCCACAAAUACAAUGUGUGCCUUCCACUGCUUUUGGUUGAUUUUCUAUACCGGAUACAAUAAACUAUACUUUCUGCUUCAAA